Messenger RNA from Cordyceps fumosorosea ARSEF 2679, 1473 nucleotides. RefSeq names its product Mannan endo-1,6-alpha-mannosidase. Gene Ontology annotation, molecular function: mannan endo-1,6-alpha-mannosidase activity. The coding region runs from base 1 to 1473 and encodes 490 amino acids. The transcript is spliced from 4 exons. NCBI's taxonomy places the organism in Eukaryota, Fungi, Ascomycota, Sordariomycetes, Hypocreales, Cordycipitaceae. Gene Ontology annotation, biological process: carbohydrate catabolic process; fungal-type cell wall biogenesis. The record is from RefSeq and is a predicted model, not a curated record.
AUGUUUCUUGCGCCUGCGCUCAUUCUCGGGGCAGCGCCUAUGCCCGCGGCGGCUGGCGACACCUUCUACAAGCUCGACACGCCCGACGAGAUCCGGCAAAGCGCUAGGACACUCGCCUACGACCUCGUCACCUUUUACAAGGGCAACCAGUCCGGGCAGAUCCCCGGCAUGCUGCCCGGCCCGCCGGCCACCGGCACCGGCGACUACUACUGGUGGGAGGGCGGCGCCAUGAUGGGCACCUACGUCGACUACGUCCACCUGACGGGAGACACCAGCUACAACGACGUCGUCGCGCAGGGCCUGCUCUUCCAGUCCGGCCCGGACGCCGACUACCAGCCGCCCAACCAGACCAUCGGCCUCGGCAACGACGACCAGGGAUUCUGGGGCAUGGCUGCUAUGCUCGCCGCCGAGACGCGCUUCCCGGACCCGCCGCCCGCGCAGCCGCAGUGGCUGGCGCUGGCGCAGGCCGUGUGGAACACGCAGGCAGAGCCGGCUAGGUGGGACGAGGCGUGCGGCGGCGGGCUGCGCUGGCAGAGGCAGUUCUUCAACAACGGCUACAGCUACAAGAACGCCAUUGCAAACUCCGUCUUCUUUAACCUCGGCGCGCGGUUGGCGCGGUACACGACCAACGACACGUACGCGCAACGCGCGGCGCAGACGUGGGACUGGCUCUGGGACGUCGGGUACAUUGACAACGAGAAUUGGCACGUCUACGACGGCGGCCACGUCGAGCACAACUGCACCGACAUCAACCGGCUCGAGGUCUCGUACAACCCGGCGCUGCUGAUCCAGGGCUCGGCGUUUCUGUACAACUACACCAACGGAGCCGAAAAGUGGAAGUACCGCAUCACCACCAUGCUUGACUCGUUCCUCAAGGAGUUCUUCCGGGACGGCGUCAUCUUCGAGACCGAUUGCGAGACGCGCGACCCGCCAUGUACGACCGACAUGCUCUCCUUCAAAGGCUACUGCUUGCGGUGGCUAGCCGUCACCACACAGCUCGCGCCAUUCACGCGCGAAGCCAUCGUGCCGGUACUGACGGCGUCGGCGCGCGCCGCUGUGCGGCAGUGUACCGGCCCGCCGACCGGUCGCCGCUGCGGCUUCUAUUGGACCACGGGCGGCAGCGGCGUGUUUGUCGAUCCCAAGGUGGACAACACUACCGGCGUAGGCGAGGCCAUGGACGUGCUUGCGGCGGUCAUGAGCCUGCUUAUCGACGGGGCCGAGGCGCCGGUCACAGCGGCGGACAGGGGAACCUCCAAGGGCGACCCCAACGCGGGCCAGCCUGGCGCCAAAACGAAGGUGAGGCAGUGGCGGAGUAUCACGGCGGCGGACAGGUUCGGCGCGAGCGUGGUGACUGUGCUGUAUGUGAUGGGGCCUGCGCUGUUGCUGGCGUGGAUCUGCGUGGAUGAGACAAAAGGUGAGGGUAAGGUGAAGGAUGCUGAAGUUCCGGAAGCAAGUAGUAGUCAGGCUUCAUAG